Molecule: messenger RNA, 1350 nt
Organism: Penicillium brevicompactum
Lineage: Eukaryota; Fungi; Ascomycota; Eurotiomycetes; Eurotiales; Aspergillaceae
Product: Amino acid transporter transmembrane
Exons: 2
Coding region: 1-1350 (449 amino acids)
Biological process (GO): amino acid transmembrane transport
Cellular component (GO): vacuolar membrane
Molecular function (GO): amino acid transmembrane transporter activity
Source: RefSeq, a predicted model, not a curated record
AUGUCGGCGAUCAAGGAUGCGAGCAAGAUCUUCCCGGGCGAUGGCCCCGAUAUGACUGAUCGGGAGCAGCAGAUCUACGAAAGUGGUGUUGAGAAGUUCAAUCAGCUAGGAUGGAAGCGUCUCACCAUCGUCCUGAUUGUGGAGGCUGUGGCACUCGGAACCCUCUCCAUCCCAUCGACCUUCGCGACUCUCGGUAUGGUGGCAGGUGUGAUCUGUUGCGUCGGUCUCGGUCUCAUCGCUGUCUACACCAGUUACAUCAUCGGCCAGGUCAAGGUCAAAUUCCCACAAAUCUCCAACUAUCCCGAGGCAGGCAGGAUGAUGUUUGGCCGGUGGGGAUAUGAAAUCGUUUUUAUCAUGUUGUGUUUGGAGUUGCUCUUGUCUGCGGGAUCUCACUGUCUCACUGGAAAAAUUGCAUUCGAAAACAUCGUUGGUGGCCACAAGAUGUGCUCAGUGAUUUGGGCCUUCAUCUCCGCUAUUAUCUUGUUGCUUUUUGCCAUACCCCCAAGCUUCUCGGACAUGGCUAUUCUCGGAUAUAUCGACUUUGUCUCUAUCAUCAUCGCAGUCGGAAUCACCAUCAUCGGAACUGGUGUGGAGGCGAGUUCCACUACAGGCCUCGCAGCUGUCAACUGGUCUGCCUGGCCUAAAGAAAAUCUUACGUUCGCCGAGGCAUUCAUUGCUCUUUCCAACAUCAUUUUCGCCUACAGUUUCGCGCUAUGCCAGUUCUCUUUUAUGGAUGAGAUGCAUACGCCUACCGACUUCCCCAAGUCUGUGUGGGCCCUUGGUAUGGCUGAAAUUGGUAUCUACACUAUUACCGGUGCAUUGGUGUAUGCCUUUGUCGGCCAGGAUGUCCAGAGCCCUGCUCUACUUUCCGCCGGUAAUCUUUUGAGUCGGAUUGCAUUUGGUAUUGCGCUUCCGGUAAUCUUUAUUAGCGGUUCCAUCAACACUGUGGUGCUGGGUCGACUAGUUCAUGGUCGCAUUUUCAAGAACUCCAACGUCCGCUUCAUCAACACGAAACUUGGAUGGGGCACAUGGCUUGCUCUCGUCGCGGCCUUGACUGUCCUCGAAUUUGUCGUUGCCGAGGUCAUUCCAUUUUUCGAUGAUCUCCUGUCCCUGAUCUCAUCACUCUUCAUUUCUGGAUUUACCUUCUACUUCCCGGCUAUCAUGUGGUUUAUGUUUAUUCGCAGUGACAACACUUCAAAGGGUAGCAAAAUCCUUCUCGGGGUGGUCAAUGUCCUCAUUUUGAUCAUUGGCCUGAUUGUGUUGGGCGCUGGAACUUAUUCCAGCAUUGUUGACAUUAUCAACUCCUAUGCUGAAGGUACCGUUGGGGGUGUCUUUUCAUGCACGUCCUAA